Columba livia (rock pigeon) is the source of this 2284-nucleotide messenger RNA. It is a transcript of the gene MTURN, whose product is annotated as maturin, neural progenitor differentiation regulator homolog. Lineage: Eukaryota; Metazoa; Chordata; Aves; Columbiformes; Columbidae. Gene Ontology annotation, cellular component: cytoplasm. Gene Ontology annotation, biological process: positive regulation of megakaryocyte differentiation; regulation of signaling. The coding region runs from base 58 to 453 and encodes 131 amino acids. The transcript is spliced from 3 exons. The record is from RefSeq and is a predicted model, not a curated record.
GCGGCGCGGUGCGCGCGGGGCGGCGCGGGCGGGCGCGGAGCGGCGGCGGCGGCGGCGAUGGCUUUCGAGGCGCUGGCGGAGGCGGCGGAGCGGUGGUGCGCCCGCACGCCCUUCCAGCUCAUCGCCGCCGAGGAGACGGAGCGGCGCAUGGACUUCUACGCCGAGCCCGGCGUCUCCUUCUACGUGCUCUGCCCGGAGGCCGCCUGCGGCGACAAUUUCCAUGUGUGGAGCGAAAGUGAGGACUGCUUACCUUUUCUGCAGCUCGCACAGGAUUACAUCUCCUCCUGCGGGAAAAAGACGCUCCAUGAAAUAUUGGAAAAAGUCUUCAAAUCCUUCAGACCUUUACUUGGGCUUCCAGAUGUCGAUGAUGAUGCAUUUGAAGAAUAUAACGCAGAUGUGGAAGAAGAGGAACCAGAAGCCGAUCACCAACAGAUGGGUGUCAGUCAGCAGUGAUUCCCUGAGAAGCUAAAAAAAUUCGGAAGCCUUUGGUACCAGGUGGGGUCAGGUGGUCCCACGUUAGCCUGUUUGAAUUAGCACAUCACAUGGGGAUAUCUGGCUCCCAGGAUAAAAGUUUUACAAAAUGGUUUAAACAAAAAAUUAAUAACAAUAAUAAUCUGUGAUGAGCUUUGCUAAGAAGUGACCUGAAUUUUGCUCCUGCUUCAGUGGGUUUUCUAUGGAGUUGUCUUGGUAGCAUUCUGCCAUUAUCAGUCUAGAAGUAGUUUUGUCGCUGACUUGUCUCUUCGAUUUGUGUUUGAGAGUAGCAUUCACUGACACGAAUGUAGAGUACCGAGAAUGUAGGAAGAGUGUGGUGAGAGCACCGAGUCCUCACCCGUGACCUUUCCGUGGACAUCAGCACAGAGAGCAAACGUGACUUGUGCUUUUCUUUUUAGUUCAACAGCUAUGGUUUUUGACAAAGUACCAAACUCGGAGAGAUUUCUCCUGAAAAACACUAGUUUAAUAGCGGUUGGUACUGCAGAAGUUCACAUGGAGGCUUAACAAAAAUAAUGGGAAAUCCAGGGGAGUGUUGGUGUCAGGAGUAUUAAUGUUGUUUUGCCUGACACCUGAGUUUACAAGUGCUGCUUUAAUAACUGGGAGUAAUUCCUAUCAGCAGUACAUGUUAUAACCAACCCUGGUACUCUGACACCAUUUGAUCCAAAGCCAAAUGCUGCUUUUGUGCAAAUCUAUUGAAAAAUAGCCAUUGCCUGUCUUACUUCUGCAUGACAACCAACUUUAAGCUUUGCUGUGUUUAAUACACUGCUAAAUUAUUACACAAACCUUGUGGCAUUGUGAAUUAAAGUGCAACUUAACUUUGAAGCCAUAAGGGGUAUAAACCAGCACUUGGCUCUUAAAAUCAUGCUGGACUUGUUCUUCUCCCCAGCCUUUGAGCUAGUCUAGGCAUUUACACCUUGUCACAGGGGAGCUAAAAUAUUGCUACUUUGGCUGAUAUAAAAGCUAGUGAGGUUUUACUUAGCUGGAGACUUGCUCCCCAAAGGGAUUUGGUGGGGUCUUGGUAUAAAGGGAAAGAAGACCUCUCCUAUUUUAUACCUAUUUUGCAUAUAUUUAAGUGACUCAGAUGAGUGCCAGACUGUGAAGAUGCAGGGUCUCUUUGUUUACUUGCCUUUUGUACUGAAAAUAGAAGAAGCAAAGGGGUUUCUAUUGUAAUACAACUGUUUUCCACAAUUGAGCAAAAUGUUUCUAAAUUUACUCCUUUUUUCCAGUUUUUUUAAAAUCACGAAAUGAAGGUCACGCGCUUCAAAAGCCCUUUUAUACAGAAUGAGCUUUAUAAAAACAAAAAGUGAGCGCAGAGAAAAUGCUUGGACAACUCCCAGAAACAACUCGCACCAUUUUGAAAACCCUGCUGUUAGCGACCUCUCCUUUUCAGUAGAUUUUUUUAAAGAUUGUUUUUUUUUUUUCAAGGGAGUAAGAUUUCUUGGUGGUUUACAUUUCUGAUGAUGGCUUGAGAGAUGCACAGCACUUGAUUUUUCCAACCUGGGGCAAAGACCUUCCGUAACUGUGACGGUGUGUGGUACCUGGGUGUGCACAGAGUGUCUGCAACACUGUAAAAGUUGGAGUCUAAGAACACACAAAAGAAACAAAAAGUGGAAGAGAAACAGAGCUUAAUGCAACUUUGUACAUUCUUUCGGCAUGCAGGCAUAAACAUGAUAGUCGCAGCACAUUUUUAUGGACUAGUGACGUGAGAACCGUGGCAGUUCAUUGUAUAACACUGUACAGCAGCAAUAGGCUUUUUGCUUACUAAAAUAAAGUGUAAGACCAGUGGUUUCCA